Molecule: messenger RNA, 4135 nt
Organism: Populus euphratica (Euphrates poplar)
Lineage: Eukaryota; Viridiplantae; Streptophyta; Magnoliopsida; Malpighiales; Salicaceae
Gene: SIEL
Product: ARM repeat superfamily protein
Exons: 10
Coding region: 230-3073 (947 amino acids)
Biological process (GO): intercellular transport
Cellular component (GO): endosome
Source: RefSeq, a predicted model, not a curated record
UGGGUGGUUUAGUGGCCGGACUUGGCUGGUCGGCGGUGUGGCGGCAGCUUUCAUUUGGCAGCUAGGCACAAUCACUAGCUUUUUUCUGGAGCUUGCAAGGUGCUAUUCCGGAUUUUACUAACUCAUUGCCUCUAUACACAAAUUUGAAUCACACAACAUAACAGUGUGCUUUCAUCUCUCUUCAUCUUCUGCUCCCCCAGUCCAAAAGAACCACGCUCACUGCUCUUUAAUGGAGCAUCAGUUGCUUCACACAUGCCUGCAAUCUCUCAAUGACAACAAUAAUCCUCUCUCUCUACAAGCUCUAGCUUCUCUUCGCUCUCUAAUAAUCAACCCCAACACCUCUGAUUCCACAAUCUCUUCAAUCCUCAAAACCCUAACUCACUCUCUCCAACUCCACACCAACUCACUCACAACUCACCACCACAUCCUCAAACUCCUCACUGACCUUGCUUCACGCCGCACUCACCUCUCCUCUCAAAUCAUCAACUCAAUCCGCGAUAGCUCGCUCCUCUUUACAGAGUCAAUUCAAAUUGCCACCGAGUCACUCACUUCACUAGCUUCGAUUGCCGAUUCCGAUCACAACAAAAUCGGUGAUCAGUUAUUUAUGUCCCUGUGUUUUGCUGCCACUUCCGCUUCUGCUCGAUUACGGCUGCUCAGAAAUGGAGAGAGGUUAGGCAUAGGGAUGCACGUGCUGUUUACUGUGUUUUUAGGGUUUACGAAAGAUCCUUACCCAUAUGUGAGAAAGGCUUCUUUGGAUGGCUUGGUAGGGUUGUGCAAAAGCGGCAACACUUUUGAAGAUAUCAGUGUGAUUGAAGGUUGUUAUUGCCGUGCUGUUGAGCUUCUACAAGAUAAUGAGCAUUCAGUGCGCUCUGCUGCAAUUCGCGUGGUAAGAGAAUGGGGGCAAAUGCUUAUAGCAACAAAGGAAGAGAAUGAUAAAAUAGAUUGGUCAAAUCAAGUAUUUGUGCAGCUCUGUUCUAUGGUAAGAGAUAUGAGUGUGGAGGUCAGGUUGGAAGCUUUUAAUGCUCUUGGCAAGAUAAAGUUGGUGUCUGAGGACAUUUUAUUGCAAACUAUAUCAAAAAAAGUCCUAGCAAUCAUGAAAGAGAAGAACUCUCAUGGUCAGUGUGCAGCAGAAAGGUUUGAGAUUUUAGCAUCUAGUUAUGCUGGAGCUUUUGUGCAUGGGCUUGAGGAUGAAUUCCAUGAGGUGCGGAAAUCUGCUUGUAACUCUUUGGGCAUUCACACUAUCCUCUAUGCUGAGUUUGCUCGUCAGUCCUUAAGCUUGUUGAUGGACAUGUUGAAUGAUGAUUCAAUGGCUGUAAGGUUAGAAGCUUUAGAAACACUGCAUCACAUGGCAACCUUUGAGUGUCUGCAUGUGCAAGAGAUACACAUGCACAUGUUUCUGGGCUCUCUACUUGAUAACUGUGAUCUAAUAAGAUCAAUAGCAAGAAAAAUUUUUAGAUUGGUGAAGCUGCCGGAUUUGAAAUUAUUUAGAUCAUCUAUUCAUGGCCUCCUUCAGAACUUGGAGAGAUAUGCAAAGGAUGAAGCUGAUGUCUUCUCUGUUUUGUUUUUUAUGGGUCGAAGCCACGGGAGCUUUGCUGCUCACGUUGUCAAGGAAGUUUCUCAAGAGAUGGAGCCUAUUUUGGAGGGAAAAUUGGUCUUGGAUAGUGCAAGAGUAGCUGCGUUUCUUGUACUUGCCAUCUCAGUUCCACUCUCACAAAAUCAGAAUGGUCAAAAUAUUCCACCUAGAUUAUUUUCUUAUGCAGUAACCUUGCUAGGGAGGAUCUCUUCUGCUUUGAGAGAAGUUGUAGACCAAGAUACACUUUUUGCAUAUUUGUCUCAGUGCAGUAGAUCCUCCACUUGUGGCACAGAAGUGGAGUUGUCAUUAUUGCCAGUUGUUGAUGAGGCUGUUUUAACUCAUAGCAGAAAGGAUGUCAAUGGUCCCGUUGGUGUGCCCAUGCUACAAACUGGCAAUGAAACUUCCAAAGUUCAGCCUGUGAUUUCAUGUGAAUUAGAGGAUUUAGCUACUUCAAUUGUAGAAUGCCAGGCAGAUGAGCUUGAUGAAGUCAUGAAAUCUGUGAACCUUAUCUUUGCAAGGGCCAGAGAUGCCUGGCUUUUGGUACAAUCAAGGUGCACCAAUGUAGCAGUGAGAGCUCUGAGGGAUUGCAAGAGAGAAUUGGCAAUGUUAACCUCUGCAUCCCUUGAAUCUGCUGGUAUAUUGGCAUUUACGUUGCAAUACCUCCAGGUAAUGAAACUGUUUGCUAAGAUAUGGGAGCACAUUGUAUGGAAGAUAAGGUCCGAUGAAACAGGAGGACUGGAAUAUCUAUUUGGGAAACUAGAUGUGAGGCUCAGAGAACUGAGGUAUAGAUAUAUAGGGUUUUCCAAGGAAGAGGAGUUGCAUGUGUUGGAGCUUAUAGUUGUGGCCUGUUUGUUGAGGUUAUCCAAAGUUGAAAUCUGCUGCUCUCCGGCUACAAUGAAAAAAUUGUCUGCCAUAAUUUCACAUAUAGAGAUUCUCAAUGAUAAAGGACCCAUUGAACCAUCCAAUAUUUUAAUGGACGCUAAGAAAAUAGUGCAUGAGAUCGAGUCUUCUAAAGCUGGUAUCUCAUGCAGUCUCUUCCUGAUUACAAACUUAGUUGAUUUCUUCACCCUUAAGCUGUUUAGUUUAUGCUCGAGAGUAAGGCAUAUAAAUGCAGAACUUGAUAUUCCUGGUAAUGAUUCUGAAAAUCCUCUUCCUUUUGUCUCUGGACUACCUGUGGCUAUACCUUUGGAUAUUACUUUAUACAAUGUCAGUAGCAAGAAUAGGUUGUGGCUUACGAUAAGAAUGAGUCAGGAGUCAACUCAAUUUGUCUUCUUAGAUUUGAACCUAUUAGGAGGCUGCAAUGAAAUCAAGAAAUUUACAUUUAUGGCACCCUUUUACAGAACUCCAAAAGCUCGUUCAUUCUCAUCAUGGAUUGGUAUAGGCAUGGAAUGUGCUCUUGAGGAUUGCCACUUAGUGAAACACUGUGGAGGUCCAAAACGUGAAUUGGUUUAUCUUUGCCAGGAAAAAGAAGUUCAUUUGUGCUUGGUUCGGAGGGACUGAAUGGCUUUUUGAUAUUUCACGUGUCACAGAUCCUCAUUGCAUUUGUCCUCUAUUUGCUGGAAGCUGGGUUCAUCAGUUGAUCAUAGACCUUGUUUUUAUCUCAUAAUCAUUGUGAUGGUACGAACCUGGCCCUUGUAUAUGGGAAAAUGGUCUAGAUAUUCUUGUGAUAAGUCUGCAUGAACAAGGAUAGUGUGGAGAAGUUGCUCGUUUUCCUCCACAUCAGAUUAUCCUGAUGUCAAUUUUCCCCUCUUGGUUGAUUUGUAAAAGCUCUGACCACUGCUACAUUUUCAAAACUAUGCAUGCAAAUUUACAGAAGUGGAUGGUUUUCCCUGUGGAUCAUGCGCUGGUGCCACUGUUGGCUUGUGAAAGUUAUGUGGUGGACACUUAUGAAAGUUACGUAUUGGAUAAUUUUAAACCUGAAAUCUUUCUGUCUUUAUUGCUGUUUCCUUAAUAAGUCUGCUAGGUUGCGUUACUUGGGAUAAAGCUGCUGAAGGUCUUUUCAUGGAUGAAAGAGGCAUGCUGUAAACCCUGGAAGAUUCUGGAUAUUGCUGAUAGUACUUGUAUUCGUAAUGGUAUGCUUUCAGGCUCUCAAAAUUCUGAAUUUCUUUUUUCAAAGUUAUAUAUUCUGUCUUGUUAUAACCAUUUUGUUUUUUUUUUGAAAUUAUGCUUAUACUGUACACAUACUUUUGUAAAGAAAGGAACCAGCCAUGUACUAAUGUUGAAAGCAGUUGUUACAUUUUUAGCUCCUAAUCGCAUGUGCCUCUUAACUUGUUAAAGUUUGAAUCAUUUGACAGGUCCUUGAAAUCGGAACUCAGAGGUCGAUCAAAUACAGUAGGCUCCAGAUAGAUUUACUUUCAAGUAUCAACAAGAACAAAGAGUCCCACAAACUGAAGUUAAUUCAUUGCCUGAGAUUUACAAUUGAUUUUUAUGUUCAUCCUGUGUAUUUUCUUGAAAUUUGCUGGUUUUGAUGUUAAUACAGCAGUGACAUCUGCUAUGCUGAUGCUAAUGAACCUUCAUUGGUCGAUAUGCAUGAACAAUUGCAGUUUGUAAUGGUGGGUCUUU